Fusarium odoratissimum NRRL 54006 is the source of this 1056-nucleotide messenger RNA. RefSeq lists its product as uncharacterized. The transcript is spliced from 3 exons. Lineage: Eukaryota; Fungi; Ascomycota; Sordariomycetes; Hypocreales; Nectriaceae. The record is from RefSeq and is a predicted model, not a curated record. The coding region runs from base 1 to 1056 and encodes 351 amino acids. Gene Ontology annotation, molecular function: glycosyltransferase activity. Gene Ontology annotation, cellular component: membrane.
AUGGAAGGAUUUGGUACAGUGAGGGUACCUGUUAACCACCAGCCCUUAUCGGCAACAAUCCCCGUUCUGAAGCCCUCCCACCGAACGCAGCAAACGCAUCCCAGUGGCCAAGCAAAGCACGAGGGUAGCGAUGUUCUCUUGAUCUUGAAGACUGGUGGGGCGUCGAUGUACCGCCGUCUGCUCAUUCACUUGGUCACCAGUCUGUCUCCAGAGAGAAUUAAUCCGGACAACGUUGUGAUAUACUCGGAUGACAAGGAGACUAUCGGAAACUUUACAACUAUUGACGUCCUCAAAAAAUAUGACGACAGCUACCAAGUCACAUGCCGAUUUCGACGUCUACCAUGCAAAGGUGAUCAUGAAGGCCCUGUCGGCGGCUGGGUUAUAGACAAGUAUAAAUUCUUACCCAUUAUGGAUCUCGCUGGCAGGAAUUGGCCCCAUGCUCUCUGGUAUGUCUUCAUGGAGGACGAUGCAUACAUCCUUCUGCCCAAUGUACUGAACUAUCUGUCAUCGUUCGAUUGGGAGGCACCAUAUUACCUUGGCAGUUCAGCCUUCAUGGCCAACGUCACUUUCGCACAUGGAGGUUCUGGCUUUGCGCUCUCGAGGGGAACAUGGGAGAUGUCCUUUGGGAAUAACCCGCGACUCAUUCAGGACUUUGCCGAGUACACUCGCCAACACGGCUGUGGCGAUCACAUCCUGGGACGUGAACUGAACGAAUAUGGAAUCCGGUUUGGACAAAACGGGGGUGAUGAGAAGUUUACUUGGGGAUUCAAUGGAGUGGUGCAUUGGAAGUUCGGUUUCAGGAGUGAGAACUGGUGCAGACCCCUUUUGUCAUGGCACAAGGCGCACAGCAGGGAUAUAGCGAGAUACUACGAGCUGGAAAAGAGCUGGGGCUUCAAGAGGCCCAUGCUCCACGGUGACCUUUUCAAAAGGAUGAUUGCUCUAGAUUUGGACAAGAGACGAGAAUGGUGGGACAAUCUAUCGUGUCUCUUUGAUAUUACUUCCGCCAACGCGAAUUUGCCUCCGGCUCCGCAGUCCAAGUACAAUCGCAGCCUGUGA